AUGAAGGGUAUACAAAUUAUUUCAUUUUUGUUCGCUUUUAUCACAGUAUUUGCAUCAGCCGAAAUAAGCAUCAAAUAUCCUUCAAAAGAUUAUUUUUUAGUAGCAGGACAACCAAAUGAUGUUCUUUGGACUUCGGAAGCAGGCGACCCUGCAACAUUUUCGAUUUAUUUAAAUAAUCCGGCAAUUUCUGAUUUAAAAAAUUUUGCACUUGCUAAUAAUGUUGCAACAAGUCUCAAUAAAACUAGUAUUACUUUGCCUGAAACUCUUGUCAAUACUGGGUUUCAAGUAUUUUUUACAGAUAUAGGAAAUAUUACAAAAGUUUAUGCAACAUCAGAAGUUUUUGAAAUAAAAGCUCAUGGUACUGCUCCAGUAGCAUAUACUCCACCAACACCAACACCUUCUCCUUCUUCCUCAGAUUCAAAAAAUUCUGGUGGUAAUG
Molecule: messenger RNA, 439 nt
Organism: Funneliformis mosseae
Lineage: Eukaryota; Fungi; Glomeromycota; Glomeromycetes; Glomerales; Glomeraceae
Source: the annotation of a GenBank genome assembly